AGCUAGAGUAUUUUUUUAAUUAAACUAUAUAUGUGAAUGAUUUAUAUACUGUUUGCGAGAGUUACUGCUUCAAUGUCCUGCAGUGAUGGCUUGUUUUUAUUUAAUUUUGGUUUUAGCCGCGGCGUUAGAUUGUGGAUCAACUUUUAUUUUAGAAAAUGCUGCUCACAAGUCGAUAAAGUGGCCAAAAGAGUAUCAUUUGAGAGGCGAAGAAGAUAACUAUCUGUCUGGUAUCAUAACACGUUUUGAAACGUGGUACAGCUCAAGCACAAACAGAUCUCGUGUUGACUACAAUGGAGGCACUGUCAGGGAAUACUAUACAGUGUCAAAUAGCUCUGAAGAGAUAAUAUUUUUCAAGAUCAAUCCCGUCGCAUCGGAAGAAUUGACCAAUAAACUCGAAUGUAGAGAAGCGAGGUAUAUUGAACUGUUCAACAUUCUGCCAGACCCCAAAAAUUAUACAUUUAAAGGGCAUGAGAUGUACAAUGAAAAAUUAGUAGACAUUUGGAAGUAUGUCGAAGAAAAAGAUAAAGACGAGAAAAAAUCAGAAAAGACAUUGUAUGUGUAUCAACAGGAUGGCGAAGAUAUACCUGUAUACGAAGAAAUAAAGAAGCACAACUUAUGGACGGGUGCGGUAGACGAGCAUAAAGUCAAACGGUUCUACGACUUCAAAAAGCCCACAGUUGAAGCCCUGGAUCAUCAUAAAGAGAAAACAUGUAAUGAAUCUCUACUUACUGUUCUUGAUUCAACAAUGAACUAUGAACUUCUAUCAAAUGACGAAGAUGAGUUUAACAGGUAUAUUAUUCGUCAUAACAAGAAGUACUCAGAAGAUGAGCACGAGAUUCGGAAACAGAUAUUCAAAGAUAAUAUGAGGCGCGUAAUUCGCCACAAUCAACAAAAUUUAGGUUACAAACUAACUUUAAACAAGUUUUCUGAUCGAACUCAUGAAGAGCUGGCGUAUCUGAGGGGUGCGCUACCCUCCUUGGAGCACGUGGGGUCGGUGCCCUUCCCGCACUCUGAGGAGGAGGUGGAACUGAUGGCGCGGGAGUUGCCGACACAUUACGACAUGAGGACCGAGGGUUUCAUCACCUCUGUCAAAAAUCAAGCAGAAUGCGGUUCUUGCUGGGCGUUCGCUACAGUGGCCGCUGUGGAGGGAGCUAUAGCGCGUCACAAUGGCGGACGGAACCUGGACCUCUCGGAGCAGUCACUGGUUGACUGCGCUGGAGGAUUUGAUUCUUAUGGCUGCGAUGGUGGUUUUAUGGAAGGCACCUUCAAAUACGUUCUUAAACAUGGGAUUCCGUCUGAAAUGGAGUACGGGUUGUAUUUAAGCAAGGAAAACUGGUGUCACCUGCGGAACAUGACCUCGGUGCACAAGAUCAAAGGCUUCGCCGCCGUGCCUCUGCUCAGCGUCAACGCCAUGAAGGUGGCGCUGUACAAGUACGGGCCCGUCACCGUCACCAUCAACGCUAACGACAAUGUCGACGUUUACCACAGCGGGAUUUUCUACGAUCCCACAUGUAACAAGAGGCGUAUGAACCACGCGGUGACAGUGGUAGGCUACGGGCAGCGCGAAGGCGUCGACUACUGGAUCGUGAAGAACUCCUGGGGCGAGGACUGGGGGGAGGACGGGUACAUCCUGUUCUCCGCCACCAACAACAACUGCCACAUACUUGAGGGUGCCUACUACCCCGUCGUCUAGUUAGAGCGUCAAGUUACUUUGCCUUAUAGAGAUAGAAUUCCGUUAGCGUAUUGUUUUGUUGUCUUGGUUAUUGCCUUCAUCUUUAGCCUGUAUUCGGUCGUUCAGAAAGAGCGCCAUCACACAACAUCCCCCGCCUACAUACAGCCACUUCCCGCUACCUUACAAGGACAUACGCUUACUCCAAAACAUGACUCCACUCUACUCCAGAACAUAUCUGCCCCAACGGUCAUCAGUCCUGCGACAAACAGGCCACUACAAUUGUUAAUUUAUGAUUUAUAUCGGUUACUAUUUUUUUACGAAUUUCCUCGUUACGGAUAUUGCGCUUCAGAUACAUAGCCCACUCCAUAGUCUGCUGAGCAACCUUGAACUUGUGCAUGUCUUCAACUGUCCAUGUUUCUGCUCCACAUGUCAUCACAGGUAGGACACACUUGUGUAGUGUCUUAUUUUACGGUUUCGCUUUAUAGUAUAAUAUAAUUCAAUUCCUUUGUGGGUCUUAGCCUUCUGAACCAGUUUUCUUUGUUCAUUUCUGUUCUUUUUUUCCGUACAGAAUUUCCCCAAUUAUUGUGUGUCUUCUUUCACACAAUGUAUCCAAUUUUCCGUUCCUAUGGUCUCAUCAUCAGAUCAAUGAUUCACAUUUAAGAAAAGUUAUGCGAAAAUUUUGUUACGAAGCAAAGAGACUUUAUUUCUGAUCUCUUAAUUUUCAUAGUUUUAUCCCUUUCCAAGAGCUAAGCUAAAUUUUUCGAUGUGAAACUUCGUAAUACUUUUCUUGACAAAACAUUAAGGAUUGGUACUGAUUUUAUGGAAUAAAUGAUAAUUGUAUGUAAAUAUUGUAAAUACUUAGCGUAAAUAAAUUCCACACGUGUAAUCUA
Molecule: messenger RNA, 2562 nt
Organism: Bicyclus anynana (squinting bush brown)
Lineage: Eukaryota; Metazoa; Arthropoda; Insecta; Lepidoptera; Nymphalidae
Product: digestive cysteine proteinase 1
Exons: 13
Coding region: 86-1693 (535 amino acids)
Cellular component (GO): lysosome
Molecular function (GO): cysteine-type endopeptidase activity
Source: RefSeq, a predicted model, not a curated record